This is a messenger RNA of Fusarium keratoplasticum, 1218 nucleotides long. RefSeq names its product EHN domain-containing protein. Lineage: Eukaryota; Fungi; Ascomycota; Sordariomycetes; Hypocreales; Nectriaceae. The coding region runs from base 1 to 1218 and encodes 405 amino acids. The transcript is spliced from 3 exons. Gene Ontology annotation, molecular function: epoxide hydrolase activity. The record is from RefSeq and is a predicted model, not a curated record. Gene Ontology annotation, biological process: epoxide metabolic process.
AUGUCAGACAUCAAGCCUUACAAGAUUCAUGUGCCCGACUUCAGGAUUGAUCGGCUCAACCAGAAACUUGCCUUGACAGACUUUCCCAGUCAGAACUAUGAUCCAACAUCUACCUCGUGGAAGCUUGGACCCCCGGUCAACGAGAUUGAGCGACUGGCAAAGGUGUGGCAAUCAGGCUUCGACUGGCGCCAAGUUGAAGCACGUCUAAACCAAUUGCCUCAGUUUACCGUCCUGAUAGAAACAGCUGGCUUUGGGACGUUUGAAGUUCACUUUGUGCACAAGGAGAGUAGCCAGGCGCAUGCCAUCCCGCUCCUCUUCUUGCAUGGCUGGCCCGGCAGCUUUUACGAGGUGUCAAAGAUCAUCGAUCCUCUGGUGCAGGGCGAAUCAAAUGAGGAUCAGACAUUUCAUGUUGUUGCACCAAGUCUGAUUGACUUUGGGUUUUCCUCGCCAAGCAAGAAGGGUUUUGAGUUUGAACACCAUGCAGAAGUUUAUGACAAACUUAUGCAAAAGCUCGGGUACGAUCGUUACGUGAUCCAAGCUGGAGAUGUUGGAUGUUUGGUUAUGAGAUAUGUGGCCAAACUGUACGGUCCUUCACGAUGCAUGGCUUGUCAUACAAACACACCCGUACCAAGAGAGCCGACAAAAGACACCCAUCCGGAGCUGCAUGCAGAUACCUCGGCAACGCAGCUCACAGAGACUGAGAAAAAAGGCCUACAGCGUACUGGAGACUUCUAUAGUGAGGGCAGUGGAUACUAUAAACUGCAAUCCACAAAACCCUUCACCAUCGGCUACUCGCUGAGGGACAGUCCCGUUGGUCUCCUGGCAUGGAUCUAUGAAAAGAUUCGCGAGUGGAGCGACGAAUACCCAUGGAGCGAUGAAGAGAUUCUUACCUGGGUUAGCAUUUAUUACUUCUCAACACCAGGCCCAGAGGCAACGAGCAACGUGUACUACGCCAUGGAACAUAGCAAACCACCAGCGUUUGCCGCAGCCGCAGAGUACGUAGAUAUACCACUGGGCAUUUCUCGGUUUUCAAACGAUCUGGUGCUGUUGCCCAAGUUGUGGAAUCAGACUCUUGGCCCAAUAGUGUACGAAGUCGAAUAUGUAAAGGGUGGCCACUUUGCUGCCUGGGAGCGACCGGAUGCAAUUAUUCAAGACUUGCGCGCCAUGCUCCAGUUGUUUGAAAAUGGUGAUGAGGUUACAGAGAGAACUCAGGGAUGA